This is a messenger RNA of Capsicum annuum, 1789 nucleotides long. RefSeq names its product replication factor C subunit 3. NCBI's taxonomy places the organism in Eukaryota, Viridiplantae, Streptophyta, Magnoliopsida, Solanales, Solanaceae. Gene Ontology annotation, biological process: DNA-templated DNA replication; DNA repair. Bases 338 to 1402 code for a protein of 354 amino acids. The transcript is spliced from 12 exons. Gene Ontology annotation, molecular function: DNA clamp loader activity; DNA binding; ATP hydrolysis activity. The record is from RefSeq and is a predicted model, not a curated record. Gene Ontology annotation, cellular component: DNA replication factor C complex; nucleus.
CUGACAAAUCAAUUGAGAUAGAAAAGCAAGAAAAUUUGAUUUUCUAUCCUACAUAAUAUUAGCGUAUUUUUCAACCAAAUUUAAAUACUACUUAGUACUUUUUGGACAUAUUUGAAUUUCCUUCGCUAGAACAUUACGUCUUUAAAUAGUUGUGGUGGGUGGGCCUUAUUGAAUAGGCCAACAAUGCUGGUGUAAAGUUAAGUUAUUUUGAAACGACGCCGUUCGUGUGUGGCGCGAAAUUGAUAUAUCCCCUUUUUUUGGUCUACUGAUUCACUGAAGCUGCAUUUGCCAUUGCCAAAGACGGAAAGUUGAAGGUGUGCCGCCAUUUCUGUUCAAAAUGUUGUGGGUUGACAAGUACCGCCCUAAAACCCUAGACAAAGUUAUUGUACACCAGGAUGUUGCUCAAAAUCUUCAAAAACUGGUUUCGGAGGGAGAUUGUCCUCAUCUCCUCUUUUACGGGCCUUCCGGCUCAGGGAAGAAAACUUUGAUUAUGGCACUUCUUAGACAGAUUUUUGGUCCCAGUGCUGAUAAGGUUAAGGUUGAGAACAAGGUUUGGAAAGUUGAUGCUGGUACACGGACAAUUGAUGUGGAGCUCACGACAUUGUCAAGCACUCACCAUGUUGAAUUAAAUCCAAGUGAUGCGGGAUUUCAGGACAGAUAUGUUGUUCAAGAGAUAAUCAAAGAAAUGGCCAAGAAUAGACCAAUUGACACGAAAGGGAAAAAGGGGUUUAAAGUUUUAGUGCUAAAUGAAGUUGACAAGCUCUCAAGAGAAGCACAACAUUCUCUUCGAAGAACAAUGGAGAAGUACAGUGCAUCAUGUCGCCUGGUUUUAUGCUCCAACAGUUCUUCAAAGGUUACUGAAGCAGUCCGCUCACGAUGCCUUAAUGUGCGAAUAAAUGCACCAAUGGAGGAAGAGAUUGUUAAUGUUUUGGAGUUUAUUGCCAAAAAGGAAGGACUUCAAUCUCCGCAAGGAUUUGCGGCCCGCAUUGCGGAAAAGUCAAAUAGGAAUCUGAGGAGGGCAGUUUUGACAUUUGAGACUUGUCGUGUUCAACAAUAUCCCUUUACAAACAACCAAGCUAUACCUCCAAUGGACUGGGAGCAAUAUGUUUCAGAAAUUGCAUCAGACAUAAUGAAAGAGCAGAGCCCUAAAAGGUUGUUUGAGGUUAGAGGAAAGUUAUACGAGCUACUAACUAAUUGUAUUCCACCUGAAAUUAUUUUGAAGAGGCUGCUUUUCGAACUAUUAAAGAAAUUGGAUUCAGAGUUGAAGCAUGAGGUGUCCAACUGGGCUGCCCAUUAUGAGCAUAGGAUGCGCCUUGGACAGAAGGCUAUAUUUCAUCUUGAAGCAUUUGUGGCCAAAUUCAUGAGCAUCUACAAGAGUUUCCUUAUUUCUACAUUUGGCUGAGAUAGAAGAUCUGAAGUACUAUGGAAAUGUUUGGCAGUAGAAAAAAGUUUACUUUGUCCAUUGUGCCAGUGUCCUGUCGUCUUUUAAUUUAAUGGGGGGCCGUACAAUCGUGCUCAGAGAUUGAUCCAUCUUAUUUCUCUAUCAGAAGGUUUUCUAUUGCCAAUGCCAAAGUAUAAUUGCCCAAAAGUAGAUGUGCUUUGGCAUAAUUAUAAUUAUUGCUUUAGCAAACUAAGAGCUGCUCCAACGGCAUUUAUCAUCUGCAUUUUCUUUUUUUCCCCCCUUUCCAUCUGGUCCCUUUAGCGGAAAGUGAAUAUUUAAUAUUAAAGUGAUAACUAUAAAGAGUAGAUGUAAGAAAUUGCAGUAUCAAUAAUGAGUUUUGGUAUUCAA